This is a messenger RNA of Drosophila novamexicana, 1375 nucleotides long. RefSeq names its product replication factor C subunit 4. Gene Ontology annotation, biological process: DNA-templated DNA replication; DNA repair. The transcript has 3 exons. The record is from RefSeq and is a predicted model, not a curated record. Gene Ontology annotation, cellular component: nucleus; DNA replication factor C complex. The coding region runs from base 138 to 1208 and encodes 356 amino acids. NCBI's taxonomy places the organism in Eukaryota, Metazoa, Arthropoda, Insecta, Diptera, Drosophilidae. Gene Ontology annotation, molecular function: ATP binding; DNA binding; ATP hydrolysis activity.
UCGUUCGUUUGCCAGCACUGUUGCAAUUUAACAUGACUGCGAAUUCUGUUAUUGCCAUUUUGAGUUAACAUGAGACUCAGCUGUUCCAUUCGCGCCAAAUUUUUGUUGCGAAUUUUAAAGUUGUUUUCCCAAACAAAAUGCAGGCGUUUUUAAAAACUGGCAAAUCCAGCUCUGGCAACAGCAACACAGACAAGCAGGCAGCCAAUACACCCGCUGAACGCCGCAAACCCCCCGCACCAUGGGUGGAAAAAUAUCGCCCAAGAAGCGUGGAUGAUGUAGUUGAGCAAUCGGAGGUGGUGGCCGUGCUACGCAAAUGCGUCGAGGGCGCCGAUUUGCCCAAUAUGCUCCUCUAUGGCCCGCCCGGCACUGGCAAAACUAGCACCAUUCUUGCGGCGGCACGUCAAAUCUUUGGCGACAUGUACCGCGAUCGCAUACUAGAGCUGAAUGCCUCCGACGAACGUGGUAUCAAUGUGGUGCGCACUAAGAUCAAGAAUUUCGCACAGCUUACGGCAAGUAAUGUGCGUCCCGAUGGCCGUUCGUGUCCGCCCUUUAAGAUUAUUGUCUUGGACGAAGCGGACUCCAUGACCCAUGCAGCUCAAGCGGCACUGCGUCGCACUAUGGAGAAGGAGAGUCGCAGCACGCGUUUCUGUCUCAUCUGCAAUUAUGUGUCGCGCAUUAUUGUGCCCAUAACGUCGCGCUGCUCCAAGUUUCGCUUCAAAGCCCUGGGCGAGACACAGAUCAUUGCGCGAUUGCAGCACAUCUGCGAGCUGGAGGGCGUGCGCAUUGAUCCUGAUGCUUACAAGUCCAUUGUAAGGAUAUCCGGUGGAGAUAUGCGACGCGCCAUCACCACAUUGCAAUCCUGCUAUCGCCUCAAAGGCGCCGAGCACACCAUUAAUACGGACGAUCUGCUCGAGAUGUCUGGCAUCAUACCGGAGCAUUAUCUGGAAGAUUAUCUUGAGGUCUGUCGCUCGGGUAACUACGAGCGUUUGGAGCAUUUUGUACGUGAAAUUGGCUACUCGGCAUACAGCGUUGGCCAGAUGAUGGAUCAGUUCGUGGAGUUCAUUGUCCGCUGCGGCUCCCUAACUGACAAACAGAAGGCCAUCAUAUGCGACAAGCUGGGCGAAUGCUGCUAUCGGCUUCAGGAUGGUGGCUCUGAAUAUUUGCAAAUCAUGGAUCUAGGCUGUACCAUCAUUCUAGCGCUCAAAUGAAGUCCGAACUUUACUCACAUGAUCUUUUCCAUUCAAACAUUCUCAGAAGCAAAGCAUCCCCUAGAAAGAACCGGGCAUAUUUCCGAUAGACUGUUUUUUAUAUCGGGGAAACCUUAAGUUCACAAUUUGUUAAAUUACUUUUUACCCAUUAAAAUUAUUGUUUAAUA